UAUCUCCGCCCGCUCAUUGGCUGGCAGCACCUCCAUGGCGACGCGGUAGAUGGGCAGCCCAAGAUGGCCGCCGAGCCGGGCGGCGGGUGCCGCGGUGCUGCUCCUCGGUCGCUGCUCGCCGCGCUCACCGCCGCCCUGCUGCUGUGCUGCGGCCGCACCGCCGGCCUUUCCCCCUUCUUCUCCUCUUCGUCCUGUCAGCACCGCGUGCCCGGCCGCGGGGAGGUGGUCUAUCGGGUUCCUCUGAGGGAAAGCCACGUCCUGAAAAGAAGCGUGGAUCAGCGUCUGAGGAUUAAGAUUAUAUACGACAGGAGCGUUGAGGGUUUGCUGCCGGAGAAAAGACACCUUAUAAAGAACAAACUUUUCCCACAAGCUAUCUCUUACUUGGAGAAGACUUUUCAAGUGCGCAAAUCCACAGGUACUAUCUUGCUAAGCAGGCAGUGUGCAACGAACCAGUAUUUGAGGAGGAAAGCUGACCCACACAGGUACUGCCGAGGGGCCUGUGCCAACCACACACGAUGUGGGCCAGUUAUCGUUCCAGAAAAACACCUCCAGCAAUGCAGGGUGUACAAUCAGAAUGAGCAGCUCUCCGACGUACCUGACCAAGAAGGGGUUCGAGAUGCUGACUUUGUCCUUUACGUCAGUGCUCUCACCACUGAAAGGUGUGGCCACGAAAACAUCAUUGCAUAUGCAGCCUACUGCCAACUGGAAGCUGAAAUGGACAGGCCAAUAGCAGGGUAUGCUAACUUGUGUCCAAACAUGAUCUCAACACAACCUCAGGAAUUUGUUGGCAUGUUAUCUACAGUGAAACACGAGAUUAUCCAUGCACUGGGCUUCUCUGCUGGACUGUUUGCAUUUUAUCGUGAUGAUGAUGGAAAACCUUUGACAGCAAGAUAUGCAGAUGGACUCCCUCCUUUUAAUGAAAGCCUAGGUUUGUAUCAGUGGAGUGAUAAGGUUGUUCAGAAAGCAGUGAGGUUAUGGGAUGUUCGUGGUGGCAAAAUGCUGCGCCAUGCUGUUCAUCUUCUGAUAACACCUCGUGUUGUUGAAGAAGCUCGGAAACAUUUCGAUUGUCCAAUCCUAGAGGGAAUGGAGCUUGAAAAUCAGGGUGGCAUGGGCACUGAGCUCAAUCACUGGGAGAAGAGGUUGUUGGAGAAUGAAGCUAUGACUGGAUCCCAUACGCAGAACCGAGUGUUUUCCAGGAUCACCUUAGCAUUAAUGGAAGACACAGGGUGGUAUAGAGCAAAUUACAGCAUGGCAGAGAAAUUAGAUUGGGGCCGUAAUAAAGGCUGUGACUUCGUAAUGAAGAGCUGUAAGUUCUGGAUUGAUCAAAAGAAACAGAAGCAACUCAUCAGUCCAUACUGUGACACUUUGAGGGGUAACCCUUUGCAGUUAACCUGCAGACAGGACCAAAGAGCAGUAGCAGUGUGCAACUUACAGAAGUUUCCAAAGCACUUACCUCAGGAAUAUCAGUAUUUUGACAAUCUCAGUGGAGUACCAGCAGAAGAUUUGCCUUACUAUGGUGGCUCAGUAGAAAUUGCUGACUAUUGUCCCUUCAGUCAAGAAUUCAGUUGGCAUUUAAGUGGUGAAUUUCAACGCAGCUCAGACUGCAGAAUAAUUGAAAACCAACCAGAUCCUACCAAAAACUAUGGUGCAGAAGAAUAUGGACCAAACUCUGUAUGUCUGAUUCAGAAAUCAGCUUUUGUCAUGGAACAGUGCAGGAGGAAGCUCAGUUACCCUGACUGGGGUAGCGGAUGUUACCAAGUUUCUUGUUCUCCACAAGGGCUGCAUGUUUGGGUGAAGGACACUGCAUACUUGUGCAGCCGCUCAGGUCAGGUGUUAACUGUGAGCAUUCAGAUGAACGGCUGGGUGCAUGUUGGCAAUCUGAUCUGCCCUUCCUGCUGGGAUUUCUGUGACUCCUGUCCCCCGGAGCGGGAUCCUCCAGCUUUGAACUUAUCGAGAGCUGCAGCAAUUGACUUGUGCUCUUCGUCGUCUAGCCUGGUCGUAACCCUCUGGCUGUUGAUGGCUAACUUGAUUCCACUGCUAACAGGAUUAUUCCUCUGCGCAUAGCUCGAGCAGGGAGCAAGAAGAUGUUUCAAGAUGAUGCAUUGCAGUGUUGCACCUCUUAUUGUGGAGCACUGAAUUGCUUUGUCUCUGCAGGCAGCUGCCUUCUCCUGAGCCUCAUCUCUCGUGGCGAGUAGCGGUGCAGGCAGUAGUCAGGGAGGUGCUGACAGCAGCAGCCAGAGCCUGAGAGAGGUGGAAAACGUUCCAUGUCAUCUCAAUAAGUGCCAGUAUUUUCUUGAAUUGCAACCCUUGAUUUGGACACAGUAACAAGACUGCUGUGCCAGCCUUCCUGGCAGCUUGGUCAGGAUUUGAAAGGAGAACUGCUGUAGUAGAAUUUGGGAUUGUAGUUUGUUUGGUUUGUUGUUUUUUGUUUUUUUUCUUUUUUUCUUUUUUUUUUUCUUCAGCGUGUCUGGUAGCAAAGCAGCCUCAAACUGGAAAUAUACCUCAGUGGUUUAGUUGAAAGCCAUGUGAAAAUCAGUUAUCAUCACUGGUAAUAACUCAGACCUAAGCAGGUAUGGGAGGUUUCUGUCAGUUCUUACAUUUUACAGGGAAAAAUAAUGGAAUGGAAUGGACCAGGUGUUGGGAAUUGUUUCCACAACUGAAUUCUGCAGCUUUGAGGCUUCUCAGAAUUCGUGUAAUUUUGCAGUAAAGCAUCUUCUUGGGGUUCACUUAAACCUUCAUACAUGCACAGAGUGGAAUUUUAGAGUGAUGACCAUGACAGUUGUUUAGAAGUCACAUCUUUGUUUAGCAUGUGAAAUGGAAUAUGUGAAGUAUUUGAAUAUUCUCAGAAUGGUUUGCUAGACAAACUCAUUUCGGUACUGAUACUAGUCUGUAAAAUUGGGAUAGGUUUUCUGAUUUUAUUUGAUUUUUUUUUUUUCUUAAAUCAUGGCAUUGUUUUUUAUUAGAGUGAGCAUUAAUGCAGUUGUUCUCACUUUUUUUUUUGUAGCCAGUAGCUAUGGCAGCUAUCAUCUUACAGAACCAUAUUGACUUCUCUAGGCCAAAACUGUAUUGAGUAGGUAAAGAAAAGUCUAAUCUGUCUUCUUCCACCCCUCUUUCUUGAACCUGUAGUUGAUAGUUCAGCUACCCAAAUAAUUGGCAUUUGGAUUACAUUAGAGAAUCAGACACAUUGAGAUAUGCAGAGGCAUGCCUUGGUACAAAAUUCAUCUCUUAGGGGACAAAAUCUGCUUGAGGAAGGAAAUGAGCAAAGUCUGUCUCACUGAGGACAGCUGCUCUGUCUGACACUUGUGAAGAUGUUUUUCUUUGUUCCUGACCCUACAUAAUGUGUUACUAAUAAUGCCUCUUAGAGCCAAGGAAACUCUUUUUGGUCCAACCCUUACCUCUCCUGUUGCAUAACUCUCAUUUGUGGGAAGGUACUCAACAAGGGAGCAGAUGUGUCAAGUGCACUAAAAAUACCAAGGUAGGGAGAAAGAUGUUACACCACUUCUUUAAGGCUUGAUUCCUUUCUAAAAUGAAAGGUAGAGGAAUGGAAAGAGUAACUUCUUUAGCUACGAUUAAUGUUUAAUAAUAGAACUUCCAUUGUACUUGUGAGGACACUAAAGAUUAUCUUCGUGCCUAGUAUAUAGACAAUUUAUGACACUGGUGAGGUGAGUAAGCUGUUAGCUAAAACUGUCUGAGGGCACAUUGCUAGGAGAUUACAUUGCACUGGGCUAGUUCCCUUCUGAUCUGCAAGUUAUGCACAGUUUGCUUUGAGCUAAACAAGGCCUGGUUAGCCUUAAUUGGUGUUUCUGAGAAGCAAUACAAAUUAGGGAUCAAAUGCUUUAAAUAUGUACAAGUUUGAAUCGAGAAACACUCAAAUUGAUGAGCAAACACCGGUAACUUUUUAAGGUGUGCGCAAUCAGCAGUCAGUGUAACUGGAUUCCUUGAAAAUGUAAAGGUUUGAGAAUAUAUCUUUGGCCCCAGAGGUUGGUAUUGUGUCUUUUGUCUGUUGUGCAAUAAUACAGUUGAAAUGGCAUCACUCAACAGCAAUGCUUUUUAUACUUGAAAAGAAAUUAUUGGUUAUUUUUUCUUACUGUGAAAUAUUUGCACUGUUGGAACUCUCUGGUUAACUUUAUAACUGUUAAACAUUUCUAAUGGUGUUAAUUUAUUGCACUUGGUAUUUGAUAUGCUGGUCUCUAUGUGUAAGUGGAGUUUGUUAUAUUUAAGUGAGUAUUUUUUUAUCUUCUACCCAGUUGUUUAUCUCGAGGGCUUUUCUGAGCACUAACUGAAAACUGAAAGAUGGCUUAAAAUGUCGAUGCUUCCCUACUUCUGGAUUUGGAUGUGUUUGAGCAAAGAAAGGCUGCGGUGCAUUGUACCUACGGGGAACAUCUGCCUGCCUGUCGGAGUGCUAGCAGCCAGGUUCGGUCCUACCUGCUGAGUAGCUGCAUCAGUGGAUCCAGUGAAGUAAAACUAUUAACGCCUUAAUAAUCUGAGAUUUCAGUUGUAAUCUCUUUGACGUGCAGCCCCUAAAUUGGCCGUGAACCAUGGAAUUGGAUGCAACUUGUUGAGAGGGCAGAUUGAAGGCGGGCAGAAUCCAACGAGUUCUGUUAGUGAGCUGGUGUCUGCAUCUUGUUGGUGCUGCCAGAGGAUGUGGCAGUGAAUUGGUGGCCUGUCAAAAGGAAGAUCUGAAUAAAACUGCCUACCUCAGUUCUGUCUGGCGUUGAGUUCAGCUUUUAGCCUGUUGUUAACUUGAGCAGCUUAAGGUGAAUUAAGUAAAAACACGCCUCAGGUCUUUAAGAGCAACAUAAACAUAGUAGGAAGCAUAAGCCAUUUUUUAGUGUAGAACACAGCUAAAAUUGUAGCUUAAAACAGUCAUUUGCGUAGCCUUAAGUAUGGUUUGCCCAGUAGGAGUUUGUUUUGGCUUGAAAUAAAUACAAAAUUUGCAGGCGUCUGCUUUGGGUUUCCUGACCAAGUCAUGGCCAGUCCAUCACUCUGCAACUCUUGGAUGUGAAAACUGAGGUAUGGCCCAAACAAGCCUCGUUUUCACCAGGGUAGUUAGCGUUAUUCCCUGGGCUCUUCCUGCCCUAGGAAAUAAAUGGAUUGACUCCUCUACAUUUCCAGUAUGUAAUGUCCACAGUUUUAAUGUUAUAAAAGCAGGUUCCGUGUUUCCUUGUGGAAGUAAAUUGGUCAUCUUUAGUUAUCCCAGUAGUUCAAAUUAUAUAUAU
Molecule: messenger RNA, 5219 nt
Organism: Lagopus muta (rock ptarmigan)
Lineage: Eukaryota; Metazoa; Chordata; Aves; Galliformes; Phasianidae
Gene: LMLN
Product: leishmanolysin like peptidase
Exons: 17
Coding region: 64-2064 (666 amino acids)
Biological process (GO): proteolysis; cell adhesion
Cellular component (GO): cytoplasm; membrane
Molecular function (GO): metalloendopeptidase activity
Source: RefSeq, a predicted model, not a curated record